Molecule: messenger RNA, 2931 nt
Organism: Paracoccidioides lutzii Pb01
Exons: 2
Coding region: 1-2931 (976 amino acids)
Biological process (GO): tRNA 5'-leader removal
Cellular component (GO): nucleolar ribonuclease P complex; ribonuclease MRP complex
Source: RefSeq, a predicted model, not a curated record
AUGCCAUCUCAGAUUAAACACCACAACAACCCGCAAAACGGCCCUCCCCUCCAAAGUAAUCAUCAACACUCACUCCCCCAACCCCCUCCUCGCGCAUCCUCCUCAAUGGGACCCGCCCGUACCACCGCUUCUAUUCAAGCAAAAAAGCGCACCAUCCCCUCCUCAGACUCCGCAGACCGCAAACGCGCCCGAACCUACGAUGCCCGCAAGCUCGCCGUCCAGAGCUCCGACGCCGCACUCUCCAAGACCGGUGAGCUCGAUGUAUCCGCCUUUGUAGCGGCGCGGGAAUUCGAGGUUCGUGCGCUGGAGGCCGGAAUCCGCAAUUCGAAGUCUGCACUGGCAUCCAGGGCGUUUCAGAAAGUUCCUAGGAGUCUGCGGAGGAGGACAGCUAGUCACAAUGUGAAGAGGGUUCCUAGUCGGUUGAGGGCGAGGGCGCGGAGGGAGAUGAUUGAGGAUAAUACACCAACGGUCACGGCUCGACGACGCAAACCUACACAGCUCCUACGUUUGCGGUUAGAGACUGCCAGGCGCUUACAGAACCUGAACUCCCGCUCCAAGGCUAGACGAGCUGCGAAAAACGCUACGACGCUGGAUCUAGUUCCCCUUCCCGAGGACGAAGGGAAAGGAUCCCAAAAAAGACCAACACACGAUGUCAAUAUUGCGCCUCGCGUGCCGAAAAUUAAGAAAAACAGGCUUUCUCAUCCUGAAAAGCCGCAGUCAAAAUUCAAGAAGCGCCAGCGGUGCAAGACCUGGUUGCCCACCCACGUGUUCCAUGCGAAGAGGGCGCACAUGACGAGCCCAAAGGAUCCAUUGUGGCGGUUUGUGGUGCCUUUGAGUCCGACGGAGAAGAGUUAUAGGCCUACUCAUAGGGCUAGUGGGGCGAGAGGUGCCGUUGCGUGGGAUAUGAGCUAUAUUUCCACCAUCGGAUUGGAGGGUUUGGAGAUAUGUCUGGAACGGCUGUUUACGGCGCUGGGUGUGGUUGGGGAAGAGGCGUGGGGGAAUAAGGGGAAAAAGUGGAGGGCCGGGACGAGGGUGUUGGAGGUAUGGCUGUUUGAGACCGGAGGAGAGGAGGAGAUGGGAGAUGGGAAAAGGCCAAUUGCGCCUGUUACGCUCAUUUGGUGCUCGGAGAAAACGGAUGAGGAUGUCGAGAUGGCUGAUGCAGGGGCGAAAGCAAAGAAGCCUAAACGGAGGAUGUUUCUAAGGGUCCAUCCGUCAGCAUUCUUGCAGGUGUGGGAGGAGGUAUUGAAAGCGGCAAAGGUACAACAUCCGCAAGUCAUGGUUGAGGAUCUUAGGUUUGAUAUUGGUAGUAUUGAGAUUACGGGACCUGGUGCGACUGAGGCUCUGCUUGGUGCUCUAAAGCCUAUACCUACGUCUGAUGGGAAAGAGUGGCCAAAAGGUUCCCCUGAAUCAACAUGGAUUUCCCUCGCAGGCCUCACAAAUGCAGCAUCACUACCACAAAAUGCUCUGCUAGCUUUCAAUAUUUCCGAUCCUCGUCUACAGCAUCCUCCUCGAACCAUCAAACUUCCGACUUCUGAAGCCAGUUCAAAUGACCUUGCAGUUCUCUUAUCUGCAUGGAAGCCUGAUUCGACACAACUUAGACCGGACCUAUUCUCUCGCCCCGCACGGUUAACAGCCUCUCGCCUCCUGCCUAGCCAAAAGGCCAUCAACCGCCGGAAAUCCCUAGCCAGUCCAGGUGAAUAUCCUUCCCCAAAACCUACAGACCCUCGCAUACCAGUUCUCAUCCUGGCAUCACGCCCGAAAUCUUUAUCUAGCGGUGGAAAUUCCCAGGGUACUUACAUAGUUAUGCUACCAUGGAAAUGUGUUGUACCCGUGUGGUAUUAUAUCAUGUACUACCCCAUAUCCUCAGGAGGGAAUCCUCGCUUUGGCGGCCUGCUGGAAAAGCAGCAACUUUCAUUUGAGUGUUCUGAGCCUUGGUUUCCUGGGGACUACCCAGGAACAAAUGCCGGAUGGGCAUGGGAAAUGCGCGUGAGGGAGAUUCGAAGGAAAGAAUGGGAGCGCAAACCGAAGCAGAAGCGCAUUGCAUAUGACAGCAUUGAUCUCGGUGGGCCGAAGAAGGGUGAAAUUGGACUAGGUUGGGCUUGUGAUUGGGAACGACUUGUCCAAUCUGAGCCCCUUGAAAAGGAUGAAGGCUUUGCAAAGACCGGUGAACCCGCAACUGCGGUUGUUGAAGGUGAUCAAACAGAAAUUAAAAAGAAGAAGAAACAGCAGAAUAAAUCAACAAGUACCACCACGUAUACAUCUACCCGUCCCUCCCGGCCGCCGCUACACAUCCACCACCUUCCCCCCUCCACCGCCUCCACAAUCCUCAACGCAAAGUCAAGGCCAAAGCCCUCCGCUGACCUCCCUUUCCCCUUCCAAUUCCACCUCACCCACCCUGCCCUUGCCACAGUAAAACUCACCCUCAUCAGCCGCGGCAUCCCAACCCCCCGCGCACGCAUCUAUCGCCUCCCAGCUACCAACCUUUUCCUACGCAAUGAAUGGCUAUCCCUCCUCAGCCCCUCAGCGCGCACACCCAGCGCCCAGCACCAGAGCAAGAAGCAGAAACAAGCCCAAAUAUUCCAAGCCAGCAGCAAACUACUCCCGACAGAUCUAUCCGCUGACCCGCAACCAGCAGCUCACUUGCCCAUGCCGGGCGAGGAGGAUUUAAUUGGCUUCGUCACGACGGGGAAUUAUAAUUUGACAGCUGGGAAGGGGACUGGUGUUGCUUCGGUGUUGGUGGGUAGGGUGGUUGGUUGCGGCGCUUCUGGUCUUGACGAGCUGGAUUCUUUGUCUGAGUCGCGGUCCCAGGUAUCUGGAAAGGGUGCCAAGGGGAUAAAGGUAGGGAUGUCCAGGGAGAAAUUGGCAAGGGUGUGUAUUGUCCGGUCUGCUGGGGAGAGGGUGGGGAGGUUGGGGGUUUGGGAGGUUGUGUGA